AUGGGGUGGCUGGAGGAUGAAGUCAACUUACUGGACAGAAUUACCUCCCAGGCACGGGACCUCAGCAACGUUUCCUUUGGCCAUGACAACACCAACUGCAACACCCUAGAGGUUGGGCAAUAUGCCACCCUCACCAUCCCAACCAGGGAGGCCUUUGGGGACAGGUUUGCAGAUGAGCUGAGUGUGCUGAUGAAGCUCAGGUACUCACUGAAGGAGGACACCAGCCUGGUGACCAUCCUUAGCCACCGCAGCCACGUGCUCUUCCAGAUCAGGAUUAACCCCUAUGCCUUGGUCUUUGUCACCACGAGGAGGAGACACUAUGAGUUCCCAGUUUCCUUCCUCGGUGAUGGGCACUGGCACAGAGUUGCCCUCAGCAUCUCCUUGGAGAGGCUGGAGCUGCACGUGGACUGUCGGCUGGUGGACAGAGUGAGCUGGUCCAACUAUUUUGGGAUGGGAGUGACCACUGAGGGGCUCGUCAUCAUUGGAGGCCUGAUCGAGUCCUUCGAGAUCCCCUUUAAGGACUCCAGCCUCACCAGUUCAGAUUUGGCCCCGGGGCCACCCUGGAGGUGGGAGGCUGCCCAGGAGACCCCCAAGCUCCAGCCUGAUGGGAGCACCCUGACUUUCCUCUCAGCUCCUGAGAUGCCAUCAGCUGAGGAGGACGAGGAGGAGGAGGGCAGCCUUUCUAUUGAGGAGGAAGGCUUUGAGCUCUUGAACUCCACCUAUAACAAAAUGACAGGCCCUGGCAGGAGCAGCCUGUGGGGGGCUGGGAACCCUGGAGCCUCCACCAAAACACUCAGAGCAGCCAAGGAGGAGAGUGGCUCUGACCCCCGGGAGGAGAACGUCACCAUGGAGAAGGUGACAGGUGCUGGGGACACCUGGUGGGUCCAGUCACCCAGCAAACCUGGUGGUGCCCUCACCCACCUGCACCUGCCUGCCACCUUCACCAAGGGCUGUCCUGGGAGACGUGGGCUGGUGGGACCCAAAGGAGACAAAGGGUACCCUGGAGCCGUGGGCAGGACAGGCCCCCCGGGUGACCCAGGCCCUGUGGGCAUCCCUGGUGUCCCCACCGUUGUCCUGUGGAGGAACUCCAGGGAGGACUGGCAGACGUUCACGGGUGAGCCUGGGCUCCAGGGCUCCCCAGGACGUGCAGGUUACCCAGGCUCAGAUGGUCUCCCUGGCCUGGAUGGCAAACCUGGGCCAUGGGGGCUGCCAGGGGAGCAGGGUGAGCCUGGGCUCCAGGGCUCCCCAGGACGUGCAGGUUACCCAGGCUCAGAUGGUCUCCCUGGCCUGGAUGGCAAACCUGGGCCAUGGGGGCUGCCAGGGGAGCAGGGACUGCAGGGCUUCCAGGGUGACCAGGGGCUGGCUGGUGAGAAAGGAGAAGAGGGUUUCUUGGGUGACCCUGGACCAGCUGGGGAGAAAGGAGAGAAGGGAGCAAAGGGGUUGAAGGGAGAAAAUGGCCUGCCAGGUCCUGCUGGGCUUCAGGGGAUGUCAGGCCUGAAGGGGGUGAUGGGCUUCCCAGGCCCCGUGGGGCUGCAGGGUGAAGGUGGCUCAGUGGGUUUCCCAGGCCCUGUUGGUCCCAAGGGAGAGCCAGGCCAGCCAGGACCUGUUGGAUGCCAGGGUGUCAAUGGCUCUGAGGGAGAAACAGGCCCUCCUGGCUUGCCUGGUCCCCAGGGACCCAAGGUCCAAAGGGCAGCCAAGGAGAGCAGGGCUGUCGAGGUCCACGUGGAGCCAAGGGAGCCCUGGGAGCCCAAGGAGACAAGGGUCCCCAAGGAGCACAAGGAGCAAAAGGAGCUGCAGGGAGUCGGGGCCAGCCAGGCUUGCAGGGCUUCCCUGGCCCCCGAGGAGCAGCAGGACCCCAGGGACCAGAGCAUCUCAGCCAUCUCUGCCACCCUGCCCUGCCUCUUCCUCCUCCUGCAGGCUGAAGGCAGGGGGCUGUCCCCCCCAGAAAGCCCACCUGGCAGCAGCUCUGGUGUUUCCUCACUUGCUGGGGUGGGAGAAGAAGGCCAGAUUGGCCCCGUGGGGCUGAACAGCAGCGAGGGACCCAAGGGAGGCCGAGGACCUGAUGGCCCAAAGGGAACCCCAGGACCACGGGGAGCCCGGGGCCGUGUGGGGCAGCGAGGGCUGGUGGGAGUUCCCGGGGUGCCCGGGCUGCCUGGGAAGCCUGGCUUGGAGGGGCCCCAGGGACCUGUUGGCAUCCAUGGCUACCCAGGACCUGCUGGUGACCGUGGGAGGCCAGGGCAGAGGGGAGACAAGAUCAGCACAUUCAAACGUGUGGAGGAAAGGAAACUUUUCUUGCCUCCUGACAGGGAGAAGCAGGAGCCCAGGGCCCUCCAGGAUUUCCAGGAAAAGCUGGACCCAAGGCCCUGCCAGGUCCCCCUGGUCCACGAGGUGCUCCUGGCUCCCAGGGCAGAGCGGGACAGCCAGGUCCUCCAGGGCUUCCAGGGCUGCCUGGUGUUCCCGGCGCGCGGGGGCCGGCGGGUGUUCCUGGGAAACCUGGCUCAGCAGGAGCAGUGGGAGCUCCUGGAGCCCCUGGAGCUGCUGGCCCUCCAGGGUACCCGGGCCACGCGGGACAUCCCGGGAGCCCUGGCAUCAGGGGGCUGGAUGGGGAGCAGGGAGAGGUGGGAACCUGUGGAGCUCCAGGCAUCAGAGGGAGCCCUGGAGAACCAGGAGACAAUGGGCCUGAGGGGCUACCAGGGAGGCCUGGGGGUCAUGGAAAGGAGGGUGAUCCUGGUGAUGCUGGAGGUCCUGGCGAGCCAGGAGCAGCAGGACAAAAGGGUGAUCCUGGUGAUGCUGGAGGUCCGGGCGAGCCAGGAGCAGCAGGACAAAAGGGGCCUUCCUGGAGUGCCUGGUCCAGGAGCUGCUACAGGGGAAAUUGGAGAAAAAGGCCAGAAAGGAGAAAAGGGCCAAGAAGGUUUGAUGGGCAAGAGAGGGAAGAUGGGCCAGCGGGCCCCCAGAGGACCCCGGGGACCCAAGGGCUUCCCAGGUGACAAGGGGCUGCCAGGACCCCAGGGCCCCCAAGGACCCUAUGGCAUCCCAGGGCUGAAGGGCAUGAAAGGAGACCCUGGACCCAAAGGACACAAGGGUGAGAAGGGCAGCAUGGGUGAGCUGGGCCAGCAAGGGGACGAUGGCUUCAAGGGCAAGCCAGGACCCAGUGGCAUCCCUGGGAGGCCAGGACCCAGAGGGCAGCAGGGUGACAGAGGCUCCCCUGGCCCACAGGGACACCCUGGCAUCCCCGGGACGCCGGGGCUGGCUGGCCCCCCUGGCCCCAGGGGACCCGUGUUGCUGCUGUCUGGGGAGGAGCUGCAGCACCUAAUUUAUCCCUCCAACCACCUGAAUUACACGGCGGUUUGGGCUGUGCUGGACACCCUGAGCCAGGAGCUGCAAACCCUGGUGGAUCAUCCCGAAGGCACCAAAACCAACCCAGCAACCACCUGCAAGGAGCUGCUGCUGGCCCACCCCAGCCUGCCCGACGGGCAAUACUACAUUGACCCCAACCAGGGCAGUCCCCAGGAUGCACUGGUGGCUUUCUGCAACUUCACAGCAGGGGGUGAGACCUGCAUAGCCCCCAUCCACAACCAGGUCCCCAUCAAGGCUUGGCUGAGCACCUACACCUCCAAGGACACCUUUGAGUGGUUCAGCACCCUUCCUGGGGGCUUCCUGCUGGAGUACAGAGGGGCCAGCCCGGUGCAGCUCCGCUUCCUCCGCCUGCACAGCCACCAGGCCACCCAGAAGGUCUCCUACUCCUGCAGACCAGCCCCCCAGCAGGGCCAGCCCCAGCCCCAGAAGGAAAUCCUCUUCCUGGCUGACUCCCGGGAGCAGAGCUACGCAGCCAGCCUGCAGGGCUGUGUGCUGGACAACGACUCCUCCAUCACUGACACCAUCUUCCAGUUCAGCACCGAGGAGCUCUCCCUCCUGCCCCUGCGGGACGUGGGCGUCUUCCACAACGGUGACACCUCCCACCAGUUUGGUUUCACAGUCGGACCAGUUUGCUUCACCUGA
Chaetura pelagica (chimney swift) is the source of this 3999-nucleotide messenger RNA. It is a transcript of the gene COL27A1, whose product is annotated as collagen, type XXVII, alpha 1. Gene Ontology annotation, molecular function: extracellular matrix structural constituent. NCBI's taxonomy places the organism in Eukaryota, Metazoa, Chordata, Aves, Apodiformes, Apodidae. Bases 1 to 3999 code for a protein of 1332 amino acids. The record is from RefSeq and is a predicted model, not a curated record. The transcript is spliced from 47 exons.